Messenger RNA from Penicillium soppii, 243 nucleotides. RefSeq lists its product as uncharacterized. The record is from RefSeq and is a predicted model, not a curated record. The coding region runs from base 1 to 243 and encodes 80 amino acids. The transcript has 3 exons. Lineage: Eukaryota; Fungi; Ascomycota; Eurotiomycetes; Eurotiales; Aspergillaceae.
AUGGCUGCACACAAGCUGGCCCGCCGUAUCGCCAUCCGACCCAAGCACUCUCCCAGCUACGGCCCUGUCGAGAACCGCCCCUUUGUGGGUAGCGUGAUGAUCGUCAACAACACCGACGCUGAGUCAAUCCGCUCGAAGCUGAAGUCUGAUAUUUACACGCAGGAGGGGAUAUGGGACUUGGAGAAUUCCGAAAAUCUCCCAUUUCAUAUGCUGGAACGGACCCCGGCGAAGUUGGAAAAGUAG